UGAUACACACACUAAAAAUUUUUCAACCAUCGUACUCAAUUCCUUCUGGCUGAAAAAUUUUUGAGAACGUUUUUAGGAGAUCAAUCUAUAUAGUUAAGAAUUUUUCUUAUACAAUAAACUAAUAAUCAUUACUAUGUCUGAUCAAGAAGUUUUAGCUUUAGUUGGUUCUUUAGAAGGCCACAACGGUUGGGUUACUUCCUUAGCCACCACCCCAGCUCAUCCAGAUUUAUUAUUAUCUGGUUCAAGAGAUAAGACUUUAAUUAGAUGGCAAUUAACUGGUGGUACCCAAUAUGGUGUCCCAAAGAAAUCUUUUAAAGGUCACUCUCACAUUGUUCAAGAUGUUACUAUCUCUGCUGAUGGUGCUUAUGCUUUAUCUGCUUCUUGGGAUAAAACUUUAAGAUUAUGGGACUUAGAAUCUGGUGAAACUACUCAAAGAUUCGUUGGUCACACUGGUGAUGUUUUAUCUGUCUCUAUUGCUAAGAACUUAAGACAAAUUGUCUCUGCUUCUCGUGAUAAGACCGUUAAAGUCUGGAACACCAUUGGUGAAUGUAUGGCCACUUUAACUGGUCACCAAGACUGGGUCUCUGCUGUUAGAAUUUCUCCAGCUGAUGAAUCCUCUACUGUUAUCUCUGCUUCUUGGGAUAAGACUGUUAAGUCUUGGGAUUUACUUGACUACUCUGUCAAUGCUGAUUUCAUUGGUCACACCGGUUACGUUUCUUGUAUUACCUUAUCUCCAGAUGGAUCAUUAUGUUCAUCUGCUGGUAAAGAUGGUACCAUUUUAUUAUGGGACUUAAACUCAAAUGAAACCUUAUACACCUUGAAUGCUAAUGCUGAAGUUCAUGCUUUAGCUUUCUCUCCAAACAGAUACUGGUUAGCUGCUGCCACUUCCACCGGUGUUAAGAUUUUCAAAUUACAAGAAAGAGACUUAUUAGAUGAAUUAAAACCAGAAUCUGAUGCUAAGGCUCCAGAAGCUAUCUCUUUAGCUUGGUCUGCUGAUGGUCAAAACUUAUUUGUCGGUUACACUGAUAACGUUAUCAGAGUCUGGCAAGUUAUGACUUCUUAAAUGGUUUGAUUUAUUUUAAUCAUAAUUUUAAGAACAAUUAACAAACUUCUCAUACAUAUAAAUUUUAUAUUAAUUAAAUUAAUAUAUGCUGUAUAUUAAAAA
Molecule: messenger RNA, 1165 nt
Organism: Scheffersomyces amazonensis
Lineage: Eukaryota; Fungi; Ascomycota; Pichiomycetes; Serinales; Debaryomycetaceae
Gene: ASC1
Product: 40S ribosomal protein RACK1
Exons: 2
Coding region: 134-1063 (309 amino acids)
Biological process (GO): rescue of stalled cytosolic ribosome; positive regulation of protein phosphorylation
Cellular component (GO): nucleus; cytosol
Molecular function (GO): translation regulator activity; ribosome binding; protein kinase C binding
Source: RefSeq, a predicted model, not a curated record